AUGUCAGUCACAGCAAAUAUUCAGCAGCUUGAGAUAGGCGAUCGCGUGGAAGAGUUGCUCAAAAGAGUUGACGGUGACUGGGGAGCUAAAACGACAUAUACCAGGGAUCUAAAAGAUCUAGAUAUUGGUUGGCGAUCAGAAAGGACGACCGAGUGGUUUCUAAAGCACUACAGAGUAUCACGUUGGUUAUCGCAAGUCACUCCUGAACGGACACUUUCUGCUUUGUCAGUUCAAGGCAAACCGGGUUACGGGAAAACCACACUAUGUGCCACUCUUAUUGAGCACAUCCAAACCUGCUAUACGAACUAUCCAUCACAUGACUCAGUGGCAGUCGUAUAUUUCUUCUUCGACCGACAGCGACAAACGAACUCUUCAGCGAUGGCAGCCCUUAGGGCUAUGCCCACCCAGCUCUUGCAUAUCUUCCGAAAGGAUGAUGCGAUUGUGGACAUCAUAACUCUACUAUGGGAUCAAAACAAAUCGGGGCAAGUGACUGCAUCUACUAGCGAGAUCGUAUCGGCCAUUUGCCUGCUCUCAUCUCGAGUUUCGAAGCUUUUCAUGGCUAUCGAUGGGGCUGAUGAGUGCCAAGAUCACGAAGGUCUUUUCGACUAUCUCAAAGAGAUAUCCCAAUAUUCAAACUCUGUUUCCGUUGCAUUCUUCAGUCGUCCUACACUGGCCAUCCUCCAAGAUUUGAAGUUCCAUGCUUCAACUUCUUGA
Messenger RNA from Fusarium proliferatum ET1, 714 nucleotides. RefSeq lists its product as uncharacterized. The record is from RefSeq and is a predicted model, not a curated record. Lineage: Eukaryota; Fungi; Ascomycota; Sordariomycetes; Hypocreales; Nectriaceae. The coding region runs from base 1 to 714 and encodes 237 amino acids. The transcript is spliced from 3 exons.